UGACAAACAGAUAUAUUGGAUUUCAACUCAGUCUGUCCUUGCGAUUAUUUAUUUUUGUGCCGAUAAUUACCACGGUUCCGCGAGUUCCGAACAGCGAUAACAAACAUACUUGCGUAUGCUGUUGGUUACAACCGUCUAGUUCGUGCGACCUGUUACUCACAUCCUUAUCCACAAAAGCUGGCCGACGCCGAGGAUGGGUCCCUUCUUUUCAUACCUCAUUACAAGAAUGUGAUCUACUGAUAAUAAAUGAUGUCACUUUCCCCAAAAUAUUGGUGUGACUCAUGUCACUUUCGACCGUCACUUCUCCUGCUGCUUCUUCUGAUUGGUGGAGACGAUCUGUCCGCCAUAAACUACCACGUCUUCCUCAGAGUCAGCGGACAGUUGAGCCUGUGGGCAGAUCGCCAUUUAGUGAUGCGGAUUGUUGAAUCCAUGCCAAUCAGUGGUAAUUCUCCGGUUGCACUGAAGUGCCCCAAAACUCGCCCCGAUAUCCAGAAUCAAAUUCCGGAACAACUCUAUCUGGUCUUCAAUGGAAUGUUACUGACAGAAGUCUUGGAGAAAAUCUCACUCAGUGAACGGAGACCCAUUCCUCCACGGAUUGAUGUACUUCGUGCCAAAUGGUUAGCCGGUUAUGAACGACUCACCUACAAUAUCGAGCUGGCUUCUCUGAAUCACACACUGCUUCACAAACCGCUUUUGAACAUCGCUCCGUCCGGUUUCGUUCCCGAAAGCACCUCGGAUGUGAGAAUAACUCUACCAUGCACAGGAAAAGCAACCGGGAUUGCUCCUUUCCAUGUGCAAUUGGAUAUUCGAAGAGAAUUCGAAGGCUUGCGGAAGAUUCCACGGAUAUCAUUCAUCGUGUACAAGUAUUGUCUCAGUGCAGCCAAACAGAAUCAGUUUAUAAUCAAAUGCGAAUGCCGUUCAAGGUGCUCACGUAUGCGUCCUCGUAGCAGAGGUGAAAAUCGCAAAGCAUGUAUACGACACUGCCGACGACAAUUCAACCAAGCUAGUAAACGACGCAAAGUGACUGAAACCAUUCAACCGCGAUGGUGGCCGACAGGCUGAUUGUCAUUCUUCAACGUCCAGCACGACUUUAUUGCCCUAAAUAGCAUGACAUGACAUUCUAUGUGGAGAUACCCCAUCUCUUCAUGAUCCUUGCAUUCUACUUCAGACUACCCGGUCUCAUCAUUUUCUUGAUUUCUCACAUCUUCAGAUGUCUCAUUUGUUUGAAAAAACAGAAGUUUACGGUGACAACUGGCCGAGCAACAUUUUGGCUAUUGUGCUUGUCUUGUUAUGACUCAUGCGGCAUAACAGCUUUUCGAAAUCAGUACUCGCUACCUGACAUUCAAAAGUUCAUAUGUAUCCAUUCUGCUGAGUGUUUGUUUUUUCAUCAGGCUCGUUGUAUUUACCGCUAAUUAUGUAGCUUAUUUCCGUAAAAGUUGUCGAUUUCUCAAAUGGGACUUAAAAAGACCUCGCAUAAUGGCGGGAUGCCCC
This is a messenger RNA of Opisthorchis viverrini, 1491 nucleotides long. RefSeq lists its product as hypothetical. NCBI's taxonomy places the organism in Eukaryota, Metazoa, Platyhelminthes, Trematoda, Opisthorchiida, Opisthorchiidae. The coding region runs from base 247 to 1062 and encodes 271 amino acids. The transcript has 6 exons. The record is from RefSeq and is a predicted model, not a curated record.